Molecule: messenger RNA, 2532 nt
Organism: Orbicella faveolata
Lineage: Eukaryota; Metazoa; Cnidaria; Anthozoa; Scleractinia; Merulinidae
Source: RefSeq, a predicted model, not a curated record
GGUACCGGGACGAAAUUUGUGGUCUGUUCAUAUGGGAAAUUUCAACUCGGUCGACCGGGAUGAAAUUCAAGAAACACAACCAAAAUGGUGGAACAUAAACUUGUAACGUUCGUGACUGUCGUAGCUUUGUGGACUCUUGCAACUUUACCAAUAAACCUAAUUCGCAUACUGCUAAAGUGGAAAUACAUACAAGACAAAAAUUAUGCCAUUUUGGCCGCUAUGUUGCGAAAGCGAAACUAAUUUGUCUAAAAAGUUCCGUCCCGGUCACUGGGCUGGAGUGUUCGUAUGGGAAAUUUUCAUCCCGGUGACCGAGAUCCCGGUCUCAAAAACCGACAUCUCGGUUACCGGGCCAGCCAAGCUUCUCAUAUGAACAUUGACUUCCCGAAGGCCUUUGAUAGUUUGGAACGUAAUUUUCUUCAAAGAUGUCUAGAAUCAUUUAAUUUUGGUCCAAAUGUUAUUCGUUGGGUAAUGACUUUUUAUAAAAAUAUACGAAGCUGCGUUAUUAAUAAUGGCAUCACCUCUAAUUACUUCACAAUUCCACGAGGAGUUAGGCAAGGAGUUCCACUUUUUCCAUAUUAGGUGAUUGAGAACGCAUUAAUAUCUUUCGUUUAUCUUGUGCAUCUUAAGUUAACACUGAAGGAAAACCUUACAAUGGCGACGAGGAUGGGAUCGCGGUAAUUGCAGACGAAAAUCUUCGCAUUUGAAGCGCUGAACCAACCAAGAAAACACAUCAUCAAAAUCGACUUUGUUUUCGAUGUCUUCAGAUGAAUCGGAUCCUCCAUCGACCUCGGGACCUUCAUAGUCUUUAGGAACCCCUACCUACACUAUGGCUACAGCGAUCAACCUACCGACCUUUCCUGAGUUUGAGCUUCAACCGAGAGACACAGCAUCUACCCGUUUUGAGAAGUAUGUUAAGCGUUUGAACAACAUGUUCACAGCGAUGAGCAUUACCCAAGCGUCCCGAAAGAAAGCAUUAUGUUAGAGAGGAAACCUGCGAUGUGUUCGAAACUCCUACCGUACCAGAACCGAGCGAAGAGAGUGAUGAAUACAAAACUGCCGUCAAAGCAUUCGCCGAUUACUUCGAACCUCAGAAGUGUGUUGAUCAUCACUUGUACAUCUUUCGUCAGGAAUCGCAAAAGUCUGGUGAGAACAUCACCGAGUUUUACACGCGUCUUCAACUGCUGGUACGCAAAUGUGAGUUCGCCAAUACCGAGUUGGAAAUAAAGCGGCAAAUAAUUCAAGAUACUUCAUCAGUUCCCCUGAGACGCAAAGCCAUCGAGCAAAACCUCAACCUGGAGGGCCUGCUUAAGGCUGCUCGCUCAAUGGAGACCGCAGACGAGCAAACCAGCGAGACAGAGAAACAACAAUCGCACGCAGUUGGCCAUGGCAUUAACAAGACAAGUGACGAUCGAGAGGAGAGUUCCAGUGGUCCACCCAAGGUUGGCUCUCGCAACACUAAAUGCGGUUUAUCUGGUGGAAGUUAUCCACACCAAGGAACUUGUCCUACUCAAAGCAAGAAGUGUGUGGUGAACUGUGGCAAAUUAAAUCACUUUUCUGAAGUCUGCCGCAGUAAACCCAUCAAUCGUUCGAAAUCUACCCGUCCACGGAAACCUUCGAAAGGCAAGCACCGUGCCAGGCUUGUGGAUAGUAAAGGUCCUUCUGAUGACGAAGCUUUAACCCCGGCUACCGCUAAAAGUGAUAGCAGCGAAGAAUACACCUUCAAUACUGGCGCACAGGAACCCCAAACAGCCAAACCCAUCUUUCAGGUCAAGAUAAUGGACACACCGAUCCGCAUAAUGGCAGACUCAUAGGCGACGGUCAACAUUUUGAGCAAGAAGGACUUUGAUGGUCGAAAAGAGAAGCCCCAACUGACGAAGACAAAUGUCAAAGUGUACCCGUAUAUGUCCAGUAAGCCACUAAACCUAUGUGGCAAACUCAGAGUCAGUGCAGCUAGUGGUCACCUUUCAUCAGAAGAGACAUUCUGCGUGGUAGAGGGCUCUUCAGGAUCCAUUCUUAAAUGGAUAACAUCACAAAAGUUGAAUCUCAUCAAAGCUGUAAGCACAGUUGAACAACCUCCUGCGAACCUGCCACCUGGUGUGCCACACUUCCUCGAGGACUUUCCCCGUUUUCUUAAUGGUAUGGGUGAAUACAAAGGUGAACCAGUUCGCAUACACGUAGAUGAAUCUGUAGACCAGCGGCGCAGCCGUACCGCCGCAUCCCGUUCCAUGUGAGAAAGCAGGUAGAAGACAAGCUAAGACAACUGGAAAAUGAGGACAUCAUUGAGUGAGCUGAGCGCCCGACGCCUUGGGUCUCGCCAAUUGUAGUUGUGCCCAAACCAUCAAAGCCGAAUGAAAUCAGAAUCUGUGUUGACAUGCGGUCCCUCAACUAUGCUAUCAUCAGGGAGCGGCACGUCAUUCCUACCACUGACGAUGUGGUGUCAGACCUCAAUGGGUGCAAAGUCUUUAGUAAGAUUGAUCUCAAUCAAGGGUACCAUCAGGUCCCGCUCCACUCUGAUUCGAGACAAUUCACGAC